GUACUAGUAUGGUCUGCUUUCAGUAUCAGCUCACAGCAGCCUGCUUUGCUGUGUUAGCGGUCCUAACCACUCAGGCUUUCUGCUCUCCUGUCCAGCCGAGUCCCGUUCAUGAUCUCUUACCAAGGCAAACAAUAAUCCCCGGCGGCAAGCCAUGUGGUCAGAACAAUGCCACGAAUAGGGGUUGCUGGAAAAACAACUGGAACAUCACCACCGACUAUGAAGUCGACACGCCCCCUGCGUUCAACACCAGAGUGUAUGACCUCCACAUCACCAAUGUAACGAACUGGCUCGGCCCUGACGGGGUUCGGAAGCCUGCCAUGCUUAUAAACGGCUCAUUUCCUGGUCCUACAAUCUCAGCCGACUGGGGCGACUACAUUAUUGUUAAUGUCCACAACGACAUGCAAGACAAUGGAACGUCAAUCCAUUGGCAUGGAAUCCGUCAGCUUGGCGAGAGCAACCAGGACGGCGCAAACGGCGUGACCGAAUGCCCCAUUCCUCCCGGAUCCAGCAAAACCUACGACUUCCACGUGACGCAGUACGGCACCUCAUGGUACCACAGCCACUACUCCAACCAGUACGGCAAUGGGGUCGUCGGUGCCCUGAUCGUGCGCGGCCCGGCAUCAGCCAACUACGACAUCGACCUCGGUCCCUACCUGAUCAGCGACUACUACUACGAAACCGCCGACCGCCUCCAUCUCCGAGCCGAGCUGGUCAGCAACGGGCCGCCGCCAGACAGCGACAACAUCCUGUUCCGCGGCAAAAACAUCAACCCAAAACGUCCCGGCAGCGGCUCCUACGACCGCCUCGUCCUGACCCCCGGCAAGAAACAUCUGAUCCGGCUGAUCAACGCCAGCGUGGACAACUCCUUCGUCAUCUCCCUCGUCGGCCACAACUUCACCGUCAUCUCCACCGACAUGGUUCCCAUCACCCCUGUCGUGCGCAGCUCCUUAUUCAUGGGCGUUGGCCAGCGGUACGAUGUCAUUGUCGAAGCUAACCAGCCCGUGGGCAACUACUGGCUCAACGCGACGCUCGAGGCCCAGAACAACUGCGGGCAUUCGGUCAACCCCUUCCCGGCGGCUAUUGUCCAGUACGCGGGCGCCAGCUCCACCGCCCUGCCGACAAACCGCGGGACGCCCCUGACGGCGACAUGCAAUGGCGAGAAAGGGUUUUCGCCCAUUGUUAAGCGGACAGUUUCAAGUUCCCUGUUCCAGCCGUCUACCCUGCCAGUCAGCCUUGAAUUCCCCACUACAGACCGCGGGCAGGUAUUUGAGUGGCGGGUUAAGAACACGCCUAUCAGCGUGGAAUGGGAACACCCCGUGCUGGAGUACGUUUUUCAGGGCAACACCUCCUUCCCGGCGAAGGCCAAUCUCAUUGAAGUCCCGCAGGCAAAUGUCUGGACGUUCUGGGUGAUUCAGAAUGGAUUCGGGCUGCCGCACCCGAUUCACCUGCACGGCCAUGAUUUCCUGGUGCUUGGGGUUGGUAACGGGACUUUUGACCCGACCUCUAUGAGGGGCUUGUUGAAUUUCAAUAAUCCUGUCCGUAGGGAUGUCGAGCAGAUGCCUGGCAAUGGGUGGCUGGUGAUUGCGUUCAAGACGGAUAACCCGGGCUGUUGGUUGAUGCACUGCCAUAUUGGUUGGCAUGUGGCGAUGGGGCUGGGGAUACAGUUUCUUGAGAGGAGGAGCGAUAUCCUCGCGCUCAUGAAGCUGGAUCAGAUGGUGCCCAAUUGUGAGGCUUGGAGGGCCUAUGCAAGGACGAGUCCAUAUCUGCCAAAGCUUGAUUCGGGGCUGAAAAGGGGGGUGGAGAUGAGGGAGGGGAUGGAGCCGGCUGUGAGGCGGAUUGGUUAG
Molecule: messenger RNA, 1844 nt
Organism: Canariomyces notabilis
Lineage: Eukaryota; Fungi; Ascomycota; Sordariomycetes; Sordariales; Chaetomiaceae
Product: multicopper oxidase
Exons: 4
Coding region: 9-1844 (611 amino acids)
Molecular function (GO): copper ion binding; oxidoreductase activity
Source: RefSeq, a predicted model, not a curated record